Molecule: messenger RNA, 1410 nt
Organism: Carica papaya (papaya)
Lineage: Eukaryota; Viridiplantae; Streptophyta; Magnoliopsida; Brassicales; Caricaceae
Source: RefSeq, a predicted model, not a curated record
AGAAACCCUCACUCUUUGACUGCUUUGCUUCAAUGGCGCUUGAGAAACUGACGGAGUACGAGCGCAAGCGACUCGAGAAUAUUAAGCGAAAUGACGAGAUGAUGGCCGCUCUCAGGAUCCAUUCCAAAGCAGCCGAACUAUCCGCCGCUACCAAUCGGAAAAGAGUUUCCAAAUCGUAUAAAUCAAGUCCGGAGAAGAAACCUAAAAGCGACAACCCAGUAAUUAUUAAGCGGUCUUUGCGUACAAGAGGUAUGCCGCCGGAUUCUGAUGGUUUAAGCGACGAAUUGCUCGAAUCCGUCGAUAAAGCCCGCAAAUCUCGCAGUCCGGAAAAACCAUCUCCUAAAAUUAUGGGUCCACUUAGCAUGAUGGAUGCCUGCAGUGAAACAGGGACCAACAAGAAGUUUAUCGACACAGUUCUGUGUUUUGCGAAAAAAAGCCGAUUCGAUUUUUCAGCGGAAGAAGAGAAAUCUCAAUUUGUUGUUAUGGUCAAAGAAAGAAAACCGCAAUUGGGUGCUUCAGCCGAAGAACAGUCGCUGCAAUUGGGUGCUUUAAAGGAAGAAGAGAAACCGGAAUUGGAUGUUUCCGUGAAAGAAAAAGUUGCUUGUAGUAGACCUUCAACCCGAGAAAUGAAUGAUUUGAGGGAAGAAACGGAUGAAAAGGAAGUAAAUCCUUCUUUGAUAUUCACCAGUUGCUAUGAUGGGUUUAUCCGGUUAAUGGAUGCUGAGAAGGAGGUAUUUGAGCUAGUACAUGUCAGUGAGCAGACUAUAUACUCUCUCUCUCAACGACCAAGUGAUGCGAAGAGUCUAUACUUUGGCGAGGGGCCGGGAAGUUUGAACAUCUGGGAUCUCAGAACAGGAAGGUCCUCGGCCAAUUGGGAAUUGCACGAUGGCAGGAUCAAUUCUAUAGAUUUUAACUCACAGAACCCAUAUAUCAUGGCUACUAGUUCCUCAAAUGGGACUGCUUGCAUUUGGGACUUGAGGAGUAUGAAUUCAGUUAAUCCCAAAACAUUGAGGAGAGUGGAUCAUGAAAGAGCUGUGCAUUCUGCGUACUUCUCGCCUUCUGGAAGCUCCCUUGCAACAACGAGUUUUGACAACAAGAUUGGUAUUUUGAGUGGCAUUAAUUUCGGUGAUACUUCUAUGAUAUAUCAUCACAAUCAGACAGGGAGAUGGAUUUCUUCUUUCAAGUAAGCAUUGUGCCAAUGUAUAUGUAUUUUGAUGUGGAUUGUUCUUCAGAAUAUAUUCCUGUUCUCCUUGCUACAUUUUGAUACUAGUUCAUACUUUGGGAUUGUUUAAUUUCUGGGUCACUUCCCGUGAGUUGAGAACUACUUCUGAUAUCUGUUUUCAACCAUCACAUAUGUUUUCUAUACGACCGAGCUAUCAGUGAUAGAAAUAUUUAUCAGUCUUCUUAAUU